GGUCCGAUCGCCUAUGCCUUAUGUCAAACAGGGUGUAACACGGUCGCAGCGGCCUGUUACUCUGCCGCCGGGUUCCAGUUCGGGACCGUCGUUGCUAGCCUUUUGGCACCCGCGACGAUCCUGGCCUGCAACACCGCGUUGGGGACGUGCUCCGCGACUUGCGCUACGGUGGCGCUCUUUGCGCCUACCCCUUGA
This is a messenger RNA of Laetiporus sulphureus 93-53, 195 nucleotides long. RefSeq lists its product as uncharacterized. The annotation marks the transcript as partial. The transcript has 2 exons. NCBI's taxonomy places the organism in Eukaryota, Fungi, Basidiomycota, Agaricomycetes, Polyporales, Laetiporaceae. The record is from RefSeq and is a predicted model, not a curated record.